AUGGCCACCGCCUUCGCAGCAUCAACACCUUCACCUCCCCCUUCCAUUCGCACACCACCAACACCCAGACACGGCUGGAGCGACAACUGGGAGCCUUAUUCUCCUCGCAAGUCGGCACGUAUCUCAUCUCGUCGAGCUGCAAACCGAACUCCUUCUCCGCAACCACCAACUCACCGCAGUCCUCCUCGAUCAACUCGCAAGUCCAUCGCACCUUCCGCAGCCACAGCUAUCAUGUCGCCUGCCGCUACACCUCAAAAGAAGCGCCAACCUGCGCAAGAUUCUGUUCGUCGCGCUUCUGGGUUUCUAGCCGCUGACAGCUCGUCCCACGCUGCAUCGUCGCUCGGUAUUGACAAGAUGGAUCGCCAAUCGAACCACACCGCCUCGACUCGUCGCAACGGCAUGCUGCCCACGCCAGCCAAGACGCCCAAGAAGGCACCUACCGAGAAGCAAACUGCGCACAUCAAGUCGGUCGCGCGCAAUCUGUUCGCUAACGACGACGAGGCGUUGGUCACACCCAAGAAAAAGCGAUCCCCGAAGAAGUAUUCUGGCAAUCCGUUGGAGAGCUUCACGGCAACCGAAGUAGAAGAGAAGAUUGAGAUCUUCACCGAUUCGCAAGACCGCGUUCCUGUGCCCGACUCCAGCGUGGACAACCCGUUUUAUGGCGAUAGCGUCACCGUCGACAGAGAGCCCCCGCGCCGCCGCAGCAAGCGCAAAGUCGCGAUUCCAGGAGAAGCAGCGCAGGGCGUUGACGAUGCGCUUCAGCGUGAGGAUGGCAUGGUGUAUGUAUUCCGUGGAAAGAAGAUCUUCCGCAAGUUUGCUGAGCCCGAAGAUGAAGACGACGAAGAGGGCAGCUCAAGCGAAUCUCGCCUUCGUAGACCGCUCCCGCGUUCUGCCAUCAAGCCGCGCCUACUUUUCCCUGUCGCACCCAAGGCCCCUGCGACAGGUAUCACUCUCGAGGAAGAGGAGGCUGUUACCGACAUCGAAGAUCACCAUCUCGAGGACGACGAGGAGGUUGAGGAAGCACCAGAAACCCCGGCUGAGGUCGAGGAAGAGGCUCCAGCAACUCCCAAGGCACCCAAGUUUGGCCCGACGGUCGCAACCCCACCGUCGACCAGACGCACCACUCGCUCGGGAUUGAAGGCGGAAGAACCGUCACCGAUCAAACGCAAGACUCGUGCGAGUCCCUUUGACGACUGGCCGCGUGUCAAGAGCCGCCAUGGAAGCAGUGUUACGAAGCGAGCGGGCGACGAGCUCGAAGCUUCUGCUUCUAAGCGAACUCUCUGGGUCAUUACUUCGCUUCGAUCAGGAUUAUGGGAGGAGGAAAGCACAAUUCUCGAUAGGCUUUUGUGUAAUGGUUACCUACUUUACUUCACUUUCUGGACAAGGGAAAAGGUGGCUAUUUGUAAAGCCUGCGAGGAAGGAUUGGGAUUACGGCGUUUGUUAAGCCUUCCACCAAGGGCUGAGAUUGCGUGUAGGAAGAGGGCUGCGAUUAGCUCCCAAAAGUCUGCAGACCAGCGAAUCUCGAUCACAAACAAAAAGAGCCUGACCACGUCGGUGAUGUGGGAAGGCCCGACGUUGGCUGGAGGUGCCGUUCCCCUCCGAGAGCGGGCACCGGGUAUCCUUCCGUGUCCAGCAAACGUCAACUUGCCCCACUAUUGCAACCCCUCCAUCCCACUUUGCGCUCUGAGACAUUUACUGGAGUUUACGACAUCGAGUGACUUUUGUCCAAAGUUUCCAACUCGUGCCCAAAUAGUCUCGUGGUCAUCCAGCACCUUAGUGUUAAGCCAAGACCCGCCAUCCACCGCAAAGCGUAAGCCAGCUGUCACCAUGCACAUCCUCCUCACCAAUGACGACGGCCCGCCAUCACCUCACUCCUCCCCCUACGUCCACUCCCUCGUCCACCAGCUCCAGCAAGCCGGCCAUGUCGUCUCUGUCUGCCUCCCGCACACACAGCGCUCCUGGAUCGGCAAGGCGCACAUGAUCGGCCAAACCGUCAAGCCGCUCUACUACCGCCCUUCUACUGAAGGCCUCUUUGGCACCGAGGGCACGACCACGACCCGGCCCUCGGCCAACGGCGCCGACGACGAGUGGAUCCUCGUCGACGGCACCCCAGCGUCGUGCGUACAGAUCGGCCUGCACCACUUCUUCCAGGAGCGCGGGCCGGUUGACCUGGUCGUCAGCGGGCCCAACUACGGCCGCAACACGACGGCCGUGUUCGCGCUGAGCUCCGGCACGCUGGGCGGCGCCCUCGAAGCCGCGGUGUGUAAGAGCAAGGCGAUUGCGCUGAGCUACGCGUUCUUCUCGCGGAACCACGACCCCGUCAUCAUCGAGGGCGCCGCGCGGCACUCGGUCAAGGUCAUUGAGAAGCUGUACCAGCAGUGGCCUGCGGGUGACGAGGUGGACCUGUACAGCGUCAACGUGCCGCUUGUGGAGGGCGUCGAGACGCACAAGACGUACUUUACGAAUAUGCUGCAGAACUACUGGCGCGAUGGCAGCUGUUUCCAGGAGAUUGAUGGUGAUGCUGGCGACGAGGAUGAGGAGGAGGAGAAGAUUCGAGAGGGCGCGUUUGGGGAGACGUCUGCUGAGAAGCCGAAGCAGGGCGAGGAGGCAAAGGCUGGGGGUGAAGUUGCCAAGGGCCAUCGACACAAGCACUUCAAGUGGGCGCCGAGAUUUACAGAUGUGUAUCAGAGCGUUGAAGAGGCUGCCCCUGGCAAUGAUGGAUGGGCUGUCAAAGAGGGCUACACGAGGUAUGUGAUGCCACGACCUGAUAUUGAUGAAAUGGACGCCUUCUUGGAACUGCUUAUGCUAACUACCCAUAGUGUGACGCCCCUGAAGGCCAACUUCUGGCAUGCUGCCCAGGAACUCCAUCAAAAGGAGUUGAUUCUCGAGAAAGAGAUACAAAGACAGAGAGAGAGAGAGCGUGACAUGGCGAUACAUAUAGAGGGACUCCUCUUGGGGGCAAGCUCGGCAUGUACUCUUACCGCUCUCGAUUGCUUUUUGGAGAAGACAAUAAAUCAUUACGAGAAUCAUAUUCUUACCCCCUUUAUCAUCUGUAGUGACAGCCCGCAAGCUGAGGCGCCUGCAAAGGCAGAGACAGAAAUCACUCGCUCGUCGACCAGACUUCCUAUGCGAAGUUCCACCUUUGGUGCCCGGCAGCAGUCGACCACUGACACGACGACGGAGACGACAGUCGCAAACCCAAAGUUCCACGCCAUCAUCAACUACGAGGACCCGUACGUCCAACCGCUCAUCCUCGAGGCCAUGGAACGCCUCUUCCCUGGAGCAUACUCUCUCCUCCCCGCGCCGCAGGAAACCGCCAACGACGACGCCGAGAACGCCGCGAAACUCGCCGUCAGCCUCCCCUCGCCCGACACGAAGAUCCUGCACAUCGCGCCCUACGAGUCCCUCGACUUCGACCACGUCGCCGCGCACCCGACCACGUCCCUCGUAAACAGCUACGUCAUCCGCAAAGCCCUGAUUCGAAAACACUACCUGUCGUCGACGGUGGACCACUGGAUCGCCAAGCACCCUUCCUCGUCGCUCAAGACGCACGUCAAGCGCGGGGAGCACUUUGAGGUGGACUACGCCGAGUUCCUCGACGACGCGCUCGUCGAGGCGUUUGAUCUGCGGGAGAGCAUGGACAAGAACGAAGGGAUCGAAGAGGAGAGCGAAAAGGAGUGGUGGAUUCUGAAGCCGGGGAUGAGUGAUCGCGGGCAGGGGAUUCGGCUGUUUAGUUCGAUGGAGGAGUUGCAGGGUAUCUUUGAUGAGUGGGAGGAGGAGAGGCCUGACAGCGACGACGAAGACGGAGAAGAGGGAGCUGCUACCGCCGCCGGUGACCGCGAAGGAGGAGGGGACUACAUCACGACCUCGCACCUCCGCCACUUCGUCGCCCAGCCGUACAUCCACCCGCCUCUCCUCCUGCCCUCCGACGCCCGCAAGUUCCACAUCCGCACGUACGUCCUCUGCGUCGGGAGCCUCGACGUCUACGUCUACAAGCCGAUGCUGGCGCUCUUCGCGGGCAAGACCUACCGCGCGCCGUGGGAGGACGCGGACCUGGACGGCCACCUGACCAACACCUGCCUACAGGGAGGAGGCGAAUCUGCCUUGCCGCCCGUGAAGCAGUUCUGGGAUCUCGUUUCGUCUUCUUCUUCCGGUCUCCCCGCCGCCACGGCGGACCGCAUCUUUGCGCGGAUAUGCGACGUCACGGGCGACGUCUUUGAAGCCGCGGCGCGGGAGAUGACGAUCCAUUUCCAGCCUCUGGGUAACGCGUUUGAGGUGUUUGGCCUGGAUUUCCUCGUCGACGAGGAGGCUAGGCCCUGGCUGCUCGAGGUGAAUUCCUUCCCGGAUUUCAAGCAGACGGGCGGGGACCUCAGGGGCGUGGUGGCCGGGUUCUGGGAGGAGACGUUGAGGAAGGCCGUUGGUGGGUUCUUUGGUGUUGAGCCCGUCGGUGGCGGUGGUGGUGGUGCUACAGAUGGAGACAUGGUUCAUGUUAGACGGGUUGAUUUGGGCAGACGGUAA
This is a messenger RNA of Colletotrichum lupini, 4518 nucleotides long. RefSeq names its product 5'/3'-nucleotidase SurE. The transcript has 10 exons. Gene Ontology annotation, biological process: protein modification process. Lineage: Eukaryota; Fungi; Ascomycota; Sordariomycetes; Glomerellales; Glomerellaceae. The coding region runs from base 1 to 4518 and encodes 1505 amino acids. The record is from RefSeq and is a predicted model, not a curated record. Gene Ontology annotation, molecular function: hydrolase activity. Gene Ontology annotation, cellular component: P-body.